UACACAAAGUGGCUCAAGUUAAAAUAAAAGCCGAAUGCAUUGAAACUAGAGGAAAUUGCUUCAAGACAAAGAUAAUUAUUCUUUAAUGAAAGCCUUGCAAGUUUGUCUCUAGAUAUCUCGUUUUCUGGACUAAUGAACCCUGCAAAUGGAGAGAAGAAAUACUGCUUGUAAGUAACCAACUUCAAUAAGAGUCGAGUGUACGUAUAAUGACCUAAUAUCCAUCAACUGACAGAAAAUAAACAGCUUGUAAGAAUUCUCCGGCCUCGGGGCCACAAUCUAAGCCACAGGGUAGGUAUGAGCAUGUACAAUUCAGACAGAACAAAGGCAUGGAACAUCUAUACAAGUUCAGAUCCUAGUACAACUCGAACAGAUGAAAACAUGGAAAGUUCAUGGAACAAUUUUGGCUCAUCCAUGAAUGCGAUUUCUUUCGGGUUUGUUGCAACAUUAAUCUUGAUAUCGAUGUUUAUUAUCAUGGCCAUAUUUGAGCAUCUGUUUAGGCCAACGACUGCAUCUGAAGAUGAUGCCACAAGGCAAUCGGAUUCUACAAGUAUACAGAAACUUGGAGAUCGAGAAACAGUACAAACAUCAGAUGCAUCAAAUUUCACAGUUUUAAUGCCAGGACAGCAGUGUCCUACCUUCAUUGCUCAACCUGCUCCUCUGCCUUGUCAAAGGGAAGCUGUUUCUUGGCCUCCUCAUCAACAUAGUUUUGCAUUGCCUUAAGACUACAAUGUAAACAUUCCUGUAUCCCAUGAUUCCCAUUAAUUAUCAUGCAAAGAUGAAUCGACAUCUUGCAAUGAAUAGUAUCGGAUAUGAUUAAUGAAAAAGAAAAGUUAAAAUCUUAUUUGU
Olea europaea var. sylvestris is the source of this 846-nucleotide messenger RNA. RefSeq lists its product as uncharacterized. The transcript has 3 exons. The record is from RefSeq and is a predicted model, not a curated record. The coding region runs from base 295 to 720 and encodes 141 amino acids. Lineage: Eukaryota; Viridiplantae; Streptophyta; Magnoliopsida; Lamiales; Oleaceae.